AUGUCAGCGGUCAUGUCGUACAUCGACGAUCAUACACACACACGCCUAGAGCAGGACUCAUACUUUGAACUCACAGGGGAUGGUACAGGCGCACGCUCCAGCAAUACACAAAACUCCAUUACGCCCGUACACACAGAAAAUCGGUCACAAGAUAUAGAUCCCGCUAUGCUAAUUGCGUCAGAGCCUGUCAAAGAAAACGAUGUAGCAGAUAAUUCGUUGGUACUCGACGAGGCCACAAUCAGAAGGAAAAGCCAACUUAUCCAGGCCCUUGGGCAAUUUAAGGCCAAAAACCCAGAACGGAUGACCCUGCCAGAGUAUAUCAUGCAUGCCUUUGUAAUGCUACACACAAAAAAUGAAAACACGAUUCUCACCUACGAAAUCAUUAUGGACCAUAUCAAAAUAGAUGAAGCUGUAUAUGCUAACAUGCUGCGCUCAUAUACACUAACGAGACUGGAGCAAGAGGACUUCGAUAUUGACGCUGUUGGAAUAUUCAAGGCUGAUUUCGAAAACGAUCAGAAACUCGCAUUGCUAGAUAAACAGAUCACGUGGCUCUGUGAAUGCUGCUGUACAGACAUUGAAGAAACAGAAGAUAAGGAAGUGACAUCACACACAGAAAAGAGAGGACAUGAUGACGUGCAACAAGAUAGACAUAUGGAUGCAAACAAACAACACAAAAAAAAUGAUGAGUCGCAACAAAACGGACCAUUCAGCUUCGCAAAACUAAUAGGCGUAGAAGAUCUCCCUACAGAUGUCAUGUACGAGGCACUGAGACAGCAUGGGAACAGACUUGUACAACGCAGCCUAUACGCAGCACCAAGGAGGCUAUAUGCAUCGCCAGGAUGGACAUGCAAUCAAGAGGUAGCAACGAGAUUGAACUCCUCAGCUGCAGAACUCAAAGCAUUCGCCGAAGAUAUACAUAGAUAUUCCGUAGACACCACAGCGGAUGAUGAAUACUAUGGGGAGCAACGCAGACUCUCAGUACGACAAUCAGCGUUACUCAGGAAACGAUACCUAUGA
Molecule: messenger RNA, 1017 nt
Organism: Babesia sp. Xinjiang
Lineage: Eukaryota; Apicomplexa; Aconoidasida; Piroplasmida; Babesiidae
Exons: 3
Coding region: 1-1017 (338 amino acids)
Source: RefSeq, a predicted model, not a curated record